Molecule: messenger RNA, 856 nt
Organism: Magallana angulata
Lineage: Eukaryota; Metazoa; Mollusca; Bivalvia; Ostreida; Ostreidae
Product: ATP-dependent DNA helicase RecQ-like
Exons: 2
Coding region: 35-856 (273 amino acids)
Biological process (GO): double-strand break repair via homologous recombination; telomere maintenance
Cellular component (GO): nucleoplasm; nucleus; chromosome
Molecular function (GO): 3'-5' DNA helicase activity; four-way junction helicase activity; ATP binding
Source: RefSeq, a predicted model, not a curated record
UCGAACGUAGUUUGGAUUUAGAGAAAAAACAAAAAUGGCCGCGCCCAGUAUGCAUUGUAUUUUCGACGAGAUUUGCAAAACUUUCAAAAUCAGCGAAAUUACAGACAACCAGCGAAAAGCCAUCGUAGCAGUGAUGAAUGGUCACGAUGUUUUUGUGGGAACAAGAACAGGGAGCGGCAAAUCUUUGACAUACGAGUGUUUACCCAUAGUAAGACCGAAAUCUAUAACACUUGUGAUAGCCCCACUUGUCACCAUUAUGUCGGAGCAGUGCAGUAAACUGGAGCGUCUAGGAUUCCGGGCUACGUAUAUUGGUAAAGAUCAUUCAGAAACGGAAAACAUCAAACGUGGAAUGUAUGAUUUUGUGUUUGGUAGCCCGGAGAUUUUAGUAGGCGAUGUCACAUGGCUAGAGGUUUUGAAGACCCAAGUAUACCAAGAAAAGCUUAAACUCAUUGUUGUUGACAAGGCACAUACAGUACUACUGUGGGGAGAAAGUGAUGGUGAAGAUGAUCCUUUUCGAGUAUGGUUUUCUAAGAUAGGAGAGCUUAGAUCCCUCUGUCCUUCGGCAUCGAUAGCAGCUUUGACAGCAACAUCUGGGCCAGUGCAGAGAAGAAAAAUUAUGAAACUUUUGUGUUUUCAAGCCAACAGUACCAUUAUCUUAGACUCACCAUCUAGGAAAAAUAUUAAAAUCUCAUCACAGUGUAUCCCAAACAAUGAAAAUUUACAGAAAGUGUUUCACUGGUUGAUAGAGGACCUGAAAAUAAAAAAAGACAAGCUUCCAAGACAUAUUAUUUUCUGUGAAAGAAAUCAAGAUGUCUCCAAAAUUUACACAUUAUUUGUAAAAAAUCUUUGGAAAUAA